Scomber japonicus (chub mackerel) is the source of this 2205-nucleotide messenger RNA. It is a transcript of the gene sv2ca, whose product is annotated as synaptic vesicle glycoprotein 2Ca. Lineage: Eukaryota; Metazoa; Chordata; Actinopteri; Scombriformes; Scombridae. Bases 1 to 2205 code for a protein of 734 amino acids. The record is from RefSeq and is a predicted model, not a curated record. The transcript is spliced from 12 exons. Gene Ontology annotation, molecular function: transmembrane transporter activity. Gene Ontology annotation, biological process: transmembrane transport; chemical synaptic transmission. Gene Ontology annotation, cellular component: membrane.
AUGGAGGACACUUACAAUAACAGGACUUCCCUGGUUAAAGGGGCCAAGGGCAUGGUCAAGGAAGCUAAGCGGCAUGCAGCAAAGAAAGUCAACAAGGUGGUGGACCGUGCCACAGAUGAGUAUUCAUCCCAGCGCAACUAUACCCGAUUUGAGGAUGAGGCGGAUGAAGAUGAGGAUUUCUACAGGAACCCCCCUAGGCAGGAUGGAGAGGGCUACAAUGACAAUGAGGAGGGCUCCAGUGAUGCCACGGAGGGCCAUGAUGAUGAGGAUGAGAUCUAUGAGGGCGAGUACCAGGGGAUCCCCUCUGCGGGAGAUAGGAAGCAUAAGGAGGGCCAGGUGGCACUGGGGCAACCGAUGUCAGACGCAACAAGGGACCGUAAGGAGCUGGAGCAGGAGAGACAGGCUGAUGAGGAGGAGCUGGCCCAACAAUAUGAGCUGAUCAUCCAAGAGUGCGGCCAUGGGAGGUUCCAGUGGCAGCUGUUCCUGGUGCUUGGGCUGGCUCUCAUGUCAGAUGGAGUGGAGGUGUUCGUGGUGGGCUUUGUGCUUCCCAGCGCAGAGACAGACAUGUGUGUACCCAACUCCAGCUCGGGAUGGCUAGGCAGUGUUGUAUACUUGGGGAUGAUGGUUGGAGCGUUCUUUUGGGGAGGGAUGUCUGACAAAGUGGGCCGUAGACAGUGCCUCCUCAUUUGCAUGUCCACAAACGGCUUCUUCGCCUUCCUGUCAUCGUUUGUCCAGGGAUACGGCCUCUUCCUUGUUUGCCGUCUCGUCGCUGGCUUUGGGAUAGGAGGUGCUGUGCCCAUCGUUUUCUCCUUCUUUGCAGAGGUGUUAUCCAGAGAGAAAAGAGGCGAACACCUCAGCUGGCUGUGUAUGUUCUGGAUGAUUGGUGAGAUUUAUGCAUCUGCCAUGGCCUGGGCCAUCAUACCACACUAUGGAUGGAGUUUCAGUAUGGGCUCAGCAUACCAGUUUCACAGUUGGAGGGUGUUUGUGGUCGUCUGUGCCCUGCCCUGUGUGUGCGCUGUGGUGGCGCUUACCUUCAUGCCCGAAAGUCCUAGAUUUUACCUUGAGGUGGGGAAGCACGAUGAAGCCUGGAUGAUCCUCAAACAGAUCCACGACACCAACAUGAGAGCGCGUGGGCAACCGGAGAAAGUCUUCACUGUAAAUAGAAUCAAGACCCCAAAGCAGCUAGAUGAACUGGUGGAAAUGGAAUCAGAGUCCGGAAAUCCAGUUUCCAAGGCUUUCUUUCGGAUAAAGGCUGAAGUACAUGGGAUCUACAUAAAUCUCAUGAAGUGUUUCAACUACCCUAUGCGAGAAAACAUGAUACGGCUGGCCAUAGUGUGGUUCACACUGUCAUUCGGGUAUUACGGCCUGUCAGUUUGGUUCCCUGAUGUCAUCAAACACCUUCAGGCAGAUGACUAUGCCUCUAAAGUAAAGAUCCACAACAAUGAACGCAUCGAAGACUUCACCUUCAACUUCACACUGGAGAAUCAGAUCCACAAAAAUGGCCUCUUCAUCAAUGAUCGAUUCAUCAGUAUGAAGCUGAAGUCCGUCACUUUUAUUGACUCAACCUUUCGUAACUGCUUCUUUGAUGAUGUUACAUCGGUGGGCUCAUUCUUCCGUAACUGUACUUUCAUUGAAGCAUUCUUCUUUAACACAGACAUCGAUGACUCCAAGUUGAUCGAUGGCACAGAGGUGAUCAACAGCACUUUCACCCACAACAAGACAGGAUGCCAGAUGACGUUUGAUCAUGACUACAGUGCCUACUGGGUUUACUUUAUCAAUUUUCUGGGGACUCUAGCUGUUCUGCCUGGCAAUAUUGUGUCUGCCCUUCUCAUGGACAAAAUUGGGCGUCUGUCCAUGUUAGGUGGCUCCAUGGUCCUGUCAGGCAUCAGCUGUUUCUUCUUGUGGUUUGGCACCAGUGAGUCCAUGAUGAUUUUCAUGUUGUGCCUUUACAAUGGCUUGAGCAUCUCUGCCUGGAACUCCCUGGAUGUGGUCACAACUGAGUCCUUCCCUACUGUUAGGAGAGGGACCGGCUUUGGGUUCUGCAAUGCUCUGUGCAAGUUGGCUGCAGUCUUGGGGAAUCUAAUAUUUGGUUCCCUUGUUGGCAUCACGAAGGCCAUCCCCAUCCUCAUGGCCUCAUCCGUGCUUGUGGGGGGAGGCCUAGUGGGUCUCCGGUUGCCUGACACCAGGGCGAAUGUCCUCAUGUAA